GCGGAGUGGGGAGCUGCACUUUGUCCACGAGCGUCUCCUCCGUCCUGCUAUCACGAACACAGCGACCUGCCACUGCAACCGGGCAUCCGCGAGUGCUUGCACAGCUGCAUCACCCAGCGAACCACAGAGCGCACGCACGCACAAGGAGGUUGCCCCUGUAACUUCGACUGUUAGUUCGGAACUGCACGCGUACCCGGAAUAAACUCAUCCCGAGCAGAACCGCGGGGACAGCAGCAGUGGAGGAGAACAAGCGGAGGAGACAAGCGCGAGUGGAGUGUCCUGGUGAUUUGUGAAGGAACCAACGAGCAGAAAAAGAAGAAGAAGAAAAGAAGAAGAAGAAGAAGCAGAGGAAGAUGAUUGUCCAGCAGCGGGUGGUCCUCCUUCUCCUUGGCCUCUGGUCCAGCGUCUUUAAAGGUGGCCAAGGUCAGUUCCCCACCACUCAGAACGUGACGGUGGUGGAAGGGGGCACAGCCAACAUGACCUGCAGGGUGGAAUACAACGACAACACCUCCCUCCAGUGGUCAAACCCGGCUCAGCAGACGCUGUUCUUCGGGGACAAGAAAGCUCUCCGUGACAACCGCAUCGAGCUGGUGCGGGCCUCCUGGCAGGAGCUGACCAUCAGCGUCAACGACGCGACGCUGGGGGACGAGGGCCUCUACACCUGCUCCCUCUUCACCAUGCCCAUCAAGAUCACCAGGGCCUACCUCACCGUGCUGGGUGUCCCCGAGCGGCCGGAGAUCAUCGGCUUCACCAAACCGGCCGUGGAGAGGGACAUGGUGACCCUCACCUGCGCGUCAGCCGGGAGCAAGCCCGCCGCAACCAUCCGCUGGUUCCGUAACGACAAGGAGGUCCAAGCUCGAGAGCACAGCCUCUGA
This is a messenger RNA of Gadus chalcogrammus (walleye pollock), 875 nucleotides long. Its product is annotated as cell adhesion molecule 2-like. The record is from RefSeq and is a predicted model, not a curated record. The coding region runs from base 354 to 875 and encodes 173 amino acids. Lineage: Eukaryota; Metazoa; Chordata; Actinopteri; Gadiformes; Gadidae. The transcript is spliced from 5 exons.